Messenger RNA from Kuraishia capsulata CBS 1993, 558 nucleotides. RefSeq lists its product as uncharacterized. Gene Ontology annotation, molecular function: RNA binding. The transcript has a single exon. Gene Ontology annotation, biological process: tRNA 5'-leader removal; rRNA processing; nuclear-transcribed mRNA catabolic process, RNase MRP-dependent. NCBI's taxonomy places the organism in Eukaryota, Fungi, Ascomycota, Pichiomycetes, Pichiales, Pichiaceae. Bases 1 to 558 code for a protein of 185 amino acids. The record is from RefSeq and is a predicted model, not a curated record. Gene Ontology annotation, cellular component: ribonuclease MRP complex; nucleolar ribonuclease P complex.
AUGAAAACCAAACAAAAAGCCCCAAAGUUGGAGCGUAUUGAAGGUAGGUUGGUGAAACAUGGUUCUGCAAGGAGUUUCUCGUAUCAAGAGAUAAACAGGGCUCUCUAUAUACGAGGCGAUACGCCAUUCACAUCAGCUGUGAAACACGUUGAAAAGAUGCUCGAUAAACUCUCGGCAAAGACAGGCAAACGAGGAGUGGAAUCUUUUGGAAACACCAAGUUUAUUACGGUUAUUGGAAUGGGAAAAGCCAUCGAGAAAGUGCUUAGUCUGGGUGUGUUCCUCAAGGCCGAGAAGCUGUACAGGGUUGAUGUAUUGACGAAAUCGGUGGGAGUACUGGAUGAGUUCAGGAAAGAGACUAAGUCCAGUAGGAUCAUUAACCACGAGACUCAGACUGAAUCCUUGAAUACUUUCAGCGAUACUCCGGAACGCGCUGGAGAGCAUAUCGUAGAGCUGGCAGACUCGUCAGAUGAUUCGGGUGACGACUCGGAGGAUGACAUAACCAUGAGAAAGAGGAAUGUGAGCGCGGUAGAGCUCAGGGUAUGGCGAAAGAUGGUUUGA